GCUGUCACUGACUAUAUGUAUGAAUUGAAAGGCAAAGGACGCUGGGUGCAUUGGAAUGAAGCCAUUAAAAGCAUUAAAUAUAGUGAUGAUAAAAAUGUUAAGAUUCAAGACCUCAUAGUCCCAACGAUGGAUACAGUCAGAUAUACCUAUCUGAUGAACUUAUGCAUUGCCCAUGGAAAACCCUUGCUUUUUGUGGGACCAACAGGUACUGGGAAGUCUGUAUAUGUGAAGGAUAAGUUAAUGAACAACUUGGAAAAGGAAAGAUACUUUCCAUUCUUCAUUAAUUUUUCAGCACGGACCAGUGCCAAUCAGAUCCAGAACAUUAUUAUGGCGAGACUGGACAAAAGACGCAAAGGAGUAUUUGGCCCUCCAAUGGGAAAGAAGUGUGUCAUCUUUGUAGAUGAUAUGAAUAUGCCUGCAUUGGAGAAAUAUGGAGCUCAGCCUCCUAUUGAACUUUUAAGACAGUUUUUUGACCAUGGAAUUUGGUAUGACUUAAAGGACACAAAUAAAAUUACACUGGUUGACAUACAGUUGAUAGCUGCUAUGGGACCUCCAGGAGGUGGGAGGAAUCCUGUUACGUCUCGUUUUCUGCGACACUUCAACAUUUGCACCAUUAAUUCCUUUAGUGAUGAAACUAUGGUCCGUAUCUUCUCUACCAUAGUAGCUUUCUACCUUAGGAAUAACGAAUUUGCUCCUGAGUUCUUCACAAUUGGAAACCAAAUUGUCAGUGGCACUAUGGAGGUAUAUAAGAAAGCCAUGAAAAACCUGCUGCCAACACCAGCCAAAUCACAUUACACAUUCAACCUGCGUGACUUUUCACGUGUUGUCCAAGGCUGCUUACUUAUUAAAAAAGACUCAGUUGAAAGCAAGCAUACGAUGAUUCGUCUGUUUGUGCAUGAAGUAUUUCGAGUAUUUUAUGACCGCCUUGUGGAUGACACUGAUAGAGCCUGGUUGUUCAGAAUAAUGAGAGACAUAGUGAAAGACCAUUUCAAAGAAGCGUUUGACAUUGUUUUUGCACAUCUAAGGCAAGGGAAUGCACCUGUAACUGAAGAAGACAUGAGAAGUUUGGUAUUUGGUGAUUACAUGAACCCUGACCUUGAAGGAGAUGAAAGACUUUAUAUUGAAAUUCCAAGUGUUCAACAGUUCAGUGAUGUUGUGGAGCAGUGCUUGGAAGAAUAUAACCAAACUCACAAAACAAGAAUGAACCUUGUAAUUUUCAGGUAUGUGUUGGAACAUUUGUCUCGGAUAAGUCGUAUUCUGAAGCAGUCAGGUGGCAACGCCUUACUGGUUGGAAUGGGAGGGAGUGGACGUCAGUCUUUGACCCGUCUGGCUACAGCCAUGGCAAAAAUGUAUGUUUUUCAGCCAGAGAUCUCUAAGAGCUAUGGUAUGAAUGAGUGGAGAGAGGAUCUUAAGAACCUUCUGAAGAGUGCAGGCAUGAAGGGCUUGAAAACUGUGUUUAUAAUCACAGACACACAGAUUAAAGAAGAAGCUUUCUUGGAAGAUAUUGACAGUGUUCUCAAUACUGGAGAAGUACCCAAUCUUUUUGCAGCAGAUGAAAAACAAGACAUUAUGGAGGGUAUUCGUGCAAUAGCUCAAGCUGGCAGUAAACAUGAUGAACUCAGUCCCCUGGCCUUGUUUGCCUACUUUGUGAACCGCUGCAAAGAAAAUCUCCACGUUGUGGUAGCAUUCAGCCCAAUUGGAGAUGCUUUCCGCAAUCGUCUGAGACAAUUCCCUUCUCUCAUCAACUGUUGUACUAUUGACUGGUUCCAGCCAUGGCCUGAAGAUGCCCUUGAACGUGUGGCUAAUAAAUUCUUAGAAACACUUCAGCUCACAGACAACGAACGGCAAGAAGUGGUGCCCAUCUGUAAACACUUUCAUACUUCUGUUUUGUCACUCUCUGAAAAAUUCUUGGAAACCCUGAGACGACAUAAUUAUGUAACUCCCACUUCUUAUCUUGAACUUAUUGCUGCCUUCCAGCAACUUUUAACUCAAAAACGGGAUACUGUGAUGAAAGCCAAAAAGGGCUAUACUAAUGGACUAGAUAAACUAGCUUUUGCUGAAUCUCAGGUUGGUGAAAUGAAGCAAGAACUAGUUGAUCUGCAACCCAAACUGGAGACGGCUAAAGUGGAUAAUGCAAAUAUGAUGAAGAUUAUAGAGAAGGAGUCUGCAGAAGUGGAAGCAAAAAGUAAAACUGUGAAAAUAGAUGAAGAGAUUGCUACAGAAAAAGCAGCAGAAGCCCAGGAACUGAAAAAUGAGUGUGAGAGUGACCUGGCAGAGGCAAUUCCAGCGCUAGAGGCAGCACUUUCUGCACUUGACACACUUAAGCCUGCUGAUAUAACAAUUGUGAAAUCAAUGAAGAAUCCUCCAUCUGGUGUCAAACUAGUUAUGGCUGCCAUCUGUGUUAUGAAAGAUAUAAAACCUGAAAGAAUUACAGAUCCUACGGGGAUUGGAGGCAAGGUCUUGGAUUACUGGGGGCCUAGCAAGAAAGUUCUGGGUGACAUGAAUUUCUUAAAGGAUCUUAGAGAAUAUGACAAAGAUAACAUUCCAGUGACUGUCAUGCAGAAGAUUCGUUCUGAAUAUCUGACUAAUCCUGAGUUUGAUCCACCUAAGGUGGCUAAAGCAUCCUCCGCAGCUGAGGGUUUGUGUAAAUGGAUUAUGGCUAUGGAAGUGUAUGACAGAGUUGCUAAGGUGGUUGCUCCCAAGAAGGCUCGUCUAGGCGAGGCCCAGCAGUCCUUAGCAGAAACUAUGGCAUUACUGAAUCAGAAGAGAGCUGAACUUGCAGCAGUCGAGAAUCAUUUGGCAAAAUUGCAACAAACCUUUGUUGAGAAAACUGAAGAAAAGGCUCGUCUAGAAUUCCAGGUGGAUCUGUGUGCUAAGAAACUAGAAAGAGCAGAGAAGCUGAUUGGAGGACUGGGUGGAGAAAAAUCAAGAUGGUGUAAUGCUGCAAAUGAUCUUCAAAAUAGAUAUGAUAAUUUAACAGGAGAUGUUCUGAUAUCAGCUGGAGUGAUAGCUUAUCUGGGUGCUUUCACUAGUGCCUUUCGACAAGCGUGUACUAAAGACUGGAGCAAGUUGUGCAAGGACAAAAAUAUCCCUUGUUCUGAGAACUUCUCCUUGAGUAAGACCCUUGGUGACGCAAUAAAAAUCAGAGCCUGGAAUAUUGCGGGAUUACCAACAGACAACUUUUCAGUCGAUAAUGGUGUGAUUGUUGACAACUCCAGGCGUUGGCCAUUAAUGAUUGAUCCCCAGGGUCAAGCCAAUAAAUGGAUAAAGAACUCAGAGAAAGAAAACCAGUUGAGUGUUAUCAAGUUCACUGAUACAGACUACAUGAGAACUUUGGAGAACUGCAUUCAAUUUGGGACUCCACUUCUGCUAGAAAAUGUUGGGGAAGAACUAGACCCAUCACUGGAACCCCUGCUGCUUAGACAAACCUUUAAACAAGGGGGCAUGGACUGCAUCCGGCUUGGUGAGACAGUUAUUGAGUAUUCCAGUGAUUUCAAAUUUUUUAUUACAACAAAACUAAGAAAUCCACAUUAUAUGCCUGAACUGGCUACAAAAGUUUCUUUACUCAACUUUAUGAUAACACCAGAGGGACUUGAAGACCAGCUGCUAGGUAUUGUUGUUGCAAAAGAGAGACCAGAAUUAGAAGAGGAGAGGAAUGCUCUCAUCCUUCAGUCCGCAGCCAAUAAAAAACAGCUAAAGGAAAUUGAGAAGAGAAUUUUAGAAACCUUACAGUCUUCUGAAGGGAACAUUCUGGAAGAUGAAAGUGCUAUCAUGAUCUUGGACUCUGCUAAAAUAAUGUCUAAUGAGAUCACCAAAAAACAACAGGUUGCUGAGAAAACAGAAAUAAAAAUAGCAGAAUCUCGAGAAGGCUAUAGACCAAUUGCAAAGCAUUCAUCGGUGCUCUUCUUUAGUAUUGCAGACCUAGCUAACAUCGACCCCAUGUACCAGUACUCUCUCAGUUGGUUUGUCAAUCUCUAUAUCAACUCUAUUCAUGACAGUAACAAAUCCAAAAUUUUGGAGAAGCGUCUUCGAUACCUAAACGACCACUUCACAUACAACCUAUAUUGCAACGUAUGUCGCUCAUUGUUUGAGAAGGAUAAGCUGCUGUUUUCCUUUUUACUUUGCUGCAAUCUUCUCAUGAAUAGGAAAGAGAUAGAACAACAGGAAUUUAUGUUCCUAUUAACUGGAGGAGUGGGUCUCAAGAACAAAUACAAGAAUCCAGAUCCAUCUUGGCUACAAGAUAAGAGCUGGGAUGAACUAUGUCGUGCAAGUGAUUUCUCAGCUUUUAGAGGACUGAGGAGUCAUAUUUCUGAAAAUGCAAGUGAGUGGCGUAAAAUCUAUGACAGCAAAGAGCCACACAAUGUUCCUUUACCAAAACCAUGGGAUAAAACAUUGAAUGAACUACAAAAGAUGAUCAUUCUUCGGUGCCUAAGAUCAGACAAGAUUAGUCCGGCAAUAACAAUCUUUGUAACUGACAAACUGGGGAAGAAGUUUGUAGAGCCGCCACCAUUUGAUCUAACAAAAAGUUACUUAGAUUCAAAUUCAACAAUCCCACUAAUCUUUGUGCUGUCUCCAGGAGCUGAUCCCAUGUCUAGUCUCUUGAAAUUUGCAAAUGACAAAAACAUGGUUGGAAAUAAGUUUCAAGCCAUCUCGCUGGGACAGGGACAAGGACCUAUAGCUUCAAAAAUGAUUAGAGAAGGAAUGGAAGAAGGGACCUGGGUUUGUUUACAGAAUUGUCAUCUUGCUGUCUCCUGGAUGCCGAUGCUAGAGAAAAUCUGUGAAGAAUUUAAUAAUGACACCUGCCAUCCAUUCUUCAGACUUUGGCUUACCAGUUAUCCAUCACCCAAGUUUCCCGUAACCAUUCUGCAGAAUGGAGUAAAGAUGACAAAUGAAUCACCUACAGGUCUCCGGUUAAAUCUACUUCAGUCUUAUCUCUCAGAUCCUGUUUCUGAUCCCGUCUUCUUCUCUGGGUGCCCUGGAAAGGAGCAGACAUGGGAAAAACUGCUCUUUGGAGUUUGCUUUUUUCAUGCUCUUGUUCAGGAAAGAAAGAAGUUUGGCCCUCUUGGUUGGAAUAUCCCAUAUGGAUUUAAUGAAUCAGACUUGCGAAUCAGUAUCAGACAACUGCAGUUGUUCAUAAAUGAAUAUGACCAUGUUCCGUUUGAGGCUAUAUCUUACCUUACGGGUGAAUGUAACUAUGGAGGACGAGUGACAGAUGAUUGGGACAGACGUUUACUAAUGACUAUGCUGGAUGAUUUUUAUAAUCCAGAGAUAAUUGAAAACCCACGGUUCUCCUUUUCUCCCAGUGGCAACUACUAUGCACCACCAAAAGGCACCUAUGAGGACUACAUUGAAUUUAUUAAGAAUCUUCCAUUUAGUCAACAGCCAGAGGUGUUUGGGUUGCAUGAAAAUGUGGAUAUUUCAAAGGAUCUCCAGCAAACAAAAGUCCUCUUUGAAUCUCUGAUACUAACACAAGGAGGAGGCACACAGGGAGGCUCCUCAGGAGGUGGUGACAGCACUCUGUAUGAAAUUGCUGAUGAUAUUCUCAUUAAGCUUCCAAAUGAUUUUGACAUUGAAACUUCUCUACAUAAGUAUCCUGUGAGAUAUGAGGAAAGUAUGAACACCGUGUUGGUGCAAGAAAUGGAGAGGUUUAACAAUUUACUCCGAACUAUACGUAUUACCUUAAUAAAUCUGAAAAAGGCCAUUAAAGGACUGGUCGUUAUGGAUUCUGAGCUGGAGGCCCUGAGUGGCAGUCUGCUUGUUGGAAAAGUUGCAGAGAACUGGGCUAACCGUUCAUACCCGAGUCUUAAACCGUUGGGGAGCUAUAUCCUAGAUUUUCUAGCGAGGCUGAAAUUCUUGCAGGACUGGUAUGAGUUAGGAAAGCCCAGUGUGUUUUGGCUAUCAGGAUUCUAUUUUACUCAAGCUUUUUUAACUGGAGCCAUGCAGAACUAUGCCAGGAAGUACACCAUUCCCAUUGACCUGCUGGGAUAUGAAUUUCAGGUUAUUCCUAAGGAUACAUCUGAUAGUGCACCAGAAGAUGGUGUUUAUAUCCAUGGAUUAUUUUUAGAUGGAGCUCGCUGGGACAGGACCAAGGGAAUAUUAGCUGAACAGCAUCCCAAGUUGCUCUUUGACCUGAUGCCAAUCAUUUGGAUAAAACCAACUAAAAAAUCAGACAUAAAGAAAUCCAAUGCCUAUAUUUGUCCGCUCUACAAGACAAGUGAGCGUAAGGGAAUCUUAUCCACUACUGGACAUUCUACUAAUUUUGUCAUUGCGCUAUUGCUAGAGACUGAUAAACCAGUACAGCACUGGAUCAAGCGAGGUGUUGCUCUGCUCUGCCAGCUAGAUGACUAACCCUGAAGAAUUCAGAGGCAAAUCUCAUUAGAUAUGUCUUCCUUUUCCUUCCUUUUACUGAAGAAUUGAUGCACACUGUAUCAGAGAAACAUCUUGAUAUAUUUAUAUUUGGACGGAUAAAGCAAAAAAAAAUUUCUGAUCUUGAUAUAUUUCAUUUAAUAAUUG
Molecule: messenger RNA, 6513 nt
Organism: Chelonoidis abingdonii (Abingdon island giant tortoise)
Lineage: Eukaryota; Metazoa; Chordata; Testudines; Testudinidae
Source: RefSeq, a predicted model, not a curated record